GGAGGUGCUGUGCGCCCCGGCGCGGCCGCUGGGCCACCGGGCCACACGGCCACCCGGCCCCGGCGCAGCUGCCUCCCGAGAGCCCCGAGCCGGAGCCAGACGCCGCGGGCAGGGCGGCCCGGCCCGGCUCCCACCAUGAGCGCCGAGCUCAGCGUGCCUAUGGACCCCUCCGCCCCCGCCUGCCCUGAGCCCGGCCACAAGGGCAUGGAUUACCGCGACUGGGUGCGCCGCAGUUACUUGGAACUGGUCACCUCCAACCACCAUUCAGUGCAGGCCCUGUCCUGGAGGAAGCUUUACCUGAGCAGGGCCAAGCUGAAGGCCUCUAGCCGGACCUCAGCCCUCCUUUCUGGCUUCGCCAUGGUGGCCAUGGUGGAGGUGCAGCUGGAGACCCAGUACCAGUACCCGCAGCCGCUGCUGAUCGCCUUCAGUGCCUGCACCACGGUGCUGGUGGCCGUCCACCUGUUCGCCCUGCUCAUCAGCACGUGCAUCCUGCCCAACGUGGAGGCCGUGAGCAACAUCCACAACCUCAACUCCAUCAGCGAGUCGCCGCACGAGCGCAUGCACCCGUACAUCGAGCUGGCCUGGGGCUUCUCCACCGUGCUGGGGAUCCUGCUCUUCCUGGCCGAGGUGGUGCUCCUCUGCUGGAUCAAGUUCCUCCCCGUCGAUGCCAGGAGCCAGCCGGGCCCGGGCGGCCACACGGGCUGGCAGGCGGCGCUGGUGUCCACCAUCAUCAUGGUGCCCGUGGGCCUCAUCUUCGUGGUGUUCACCAUCCACUUCUACCGCUCGUUGGUGCGCCACAAGACCGAGCGUCACAACCGCGAGAUCGAGGAGCUGCACAAGCUCAAGGUGCAGCUGGACGGGCACGAGCGAAGCCUGCAGGUGGUGUGAGCCUGGCCCGCCCCGAGGUGAGCUUGACCUGCAGGCGGCGUGGCGUGGGGGCCGUGGGGGCCCGGGGCUUCCCAGGCAGGCCCUCUCGCGAGAGUUCCAGACCAAAGCUCUACUCCUGUCUCAGCCUGGGUGAGGGUCUCUUGGAACGUGGAUGCCAGCUCAACCUAGAGCGCGCAUUGCUAACAGCCGCCGGGCAGAGGGAGGAACGCUGCUCAGGUGUCCUGGGGCCAUCUUGAGUCAGGGACAAGCUGAAGACAUCAUGUUCUGGAAAGGGGUCCCAGCAAGUACCCCAGGCCACAAGGGAUCCCACAGUCCCGGAUGCUGUCUGUGGCCAGCAGGGCCAGGUUGUGAACUCAGGGGAUGGGGUGCCCCCAAGUGUGGAGCCGGGUGCCAUGGCUUGCGGGAGCAGGAGCCUGGGGCACACAGCGGCUCAGCAGAUGUGACAGGUGCUGACCGGACGUCACAGUUGCCCUGCGGGACACUUUCCAGUGUGGAAGGCUUGUCAUCACGGAAGGAGCCUGUCUCAGAAGGUCAGGUUAACUGAGGGGUGCUCUGAAGCACACGGGGCUCGCGUUCUCUUCUCCUGCCAUGCUGGAGCCCACACCACCAACGACCUCAUUUGGCCCAGAUUGUGUCAGCGACGAUGCAGGUGGCAGGUAUGGGCCCAGACACCAGCCAAGCUCUGUUGCCUGUGGCCCUUGGUGUUGAGAGGAGAUCAUGCUUGGGGGCCGGGGGAGGGCUUCGUGUUUUAGUGAGGCCAUUGGCCUAGCCUGUAGGCAGUGGCCUGUCCUGGCCAAGUACAGGAGUUCCUAACUAGACUUCUGAGCAACUGCAGAGAAGGCAAACCCUCAUUCUUUUUGGGCCCACCAAGACUGUUAUUGGCCCAGAUCCCAGCUCCAUGUUUACACAGCCAUGCAAAGGCUUGGCACCAUCACAGAGGGCCCCUGGCAUACUCAGGCCUGUGUUGUCUGCUAUACACUGUGGCAUAGCCCCUACUGUACUGCACCAUGAGCCACUGUGCAGCAAAACCCGGGGAAGGCCGUUCGGACAUGUGUCGUGUAUGUAAAUGGUCACCGGGCUUCCCUUUCUCACCACGGCUUGCUGGCUCCGCAGGGUUCAGAUUGUGUCUGGAUUCUGAGCUUCCUGCCUCCACCUCCCCAGAGUUGGUACGACAGGUGCUCCCCCACCGUGCCCCCUUUUAGACAGGGCUUGGGAUCGAACCCAAGGCCUCACGCAGGCUAGACGAGCAUCGUACCCACUUGAGCGACAUCCCCGGCCCUCCAAGGCGUGUUUCUGCGAGCAUAAGCCUUAACACACAACUCUGAGAAGCUGAGUGGCUGUGUGGGGAAUCUGUCCUGGAAACUGUGACAUUACAGGGAGCCUGGAUGCCAGGUCCCGCAGGGCUUUGGAAAGAACAUCUUGCAAAGGCUGUGUCCUUCACCUCCCCCGCAGACUUCUCUCUGGGACCGCUCCCCUCCCCCACCGCAGGUCCGCCUUCCGAAGCCGCCGAGAGACCCUCUAAUUUAAUAUUUUAAUGUUUGCCUUGCUAAAGAAUGUUAGCAUUACUCUAGGAUGCUUGGACUUGCGUCCUGGUUGGGUCAAAACAGCUAGGCCCUUUAGAGACAAGUUUCCAGCCAGGUGUGGCGGUGGAGGCCUUUAAUCCCAGUACUGGGGAGGCUGAGGUAGGAGGAUGCUAGAGACCCUGCCUCGAAGAAACCAAAUGAAUAAGUAAAAAUGAGGUCACGUUGGACACACCCCCACAGCCCAUUUCCUGGAGCCAUCUGGUGGCCUGGCUCACGGUGCGCCCAGCUUUCCUUUCACUUCCAGGUUGGGUGAGAUGCUUUUGAAGUUCCCAUGCUGUCCCUUUCUAACCUUUCCAGCUCCAUAAGCAUGGGGCAACAGUCUGUGUGUGAACAGAUGUGACUCUGCUUGUAGGGACUGGGGGGCAGGCGGGGACCCGCUGGGCUGCUCCAGAGCUCCUUGGGAGGUCACAAUAAACUACUACCUGGGCGGUGCCAGGGCUGGGAGCACAGAGGCCGCUUCCUGCAGUGUGCUCACAGUGGCUAGGGCUGCCUUGGGUCCCCGGGAGCCAGCAUGGGUUUGCCCCGGUUUUAUCCGAGCAGUUCACAGGCCCAGCACCCCCCCACACACACACCCCAAGCCCCUCCUGACAUGAAGCAAGCACCUGACUGCCAGGUAUCCAAACUCAAGUUUUUGUCCUUUAGAAACCACAAGGGCCGAAUGUGAUUAGCGUGUCUUUGGAGGACACUGUGUAGGGGACUCCCGGCUGCCACUUGUCUGUACCCACUAUUUAUGCACGAUGCUGGACAGAUCCUGCAUGGGGACAUACGCCUGUCCUGUGCAUGGGACUUAACAGUUACCCUGGAUUGAACUGAAUAAACCAGUAAAGGUA
This is a messenger RNA of Jaculus jaculus (lesser Egyptian jerboa), 3301 nucleotides long. RefSeq names its product ORAI calcium release-activated calcium modulator 2 (gene Orai2). The coding region runs from base 136 to 888 and encodes 250 amino acids. Gene Ontology annotation, biological process: store-operated calcium entry. Gene Ontology annotation, cellular component: membrane. The record is from RefSeq and is a predicted model, not a curated record. The transcript has 3 exons. Gene Ontology annotation, molecular function: store-operated calcium channel activity. NCBI's taxonomy places the organism in Eukaryota, Metazoa, Chordata, Mammalia, Rodentia, Dipodidae.